Molecule: messenger RNA, 4473 nt
Organism: Penicillium odoratum
Lineage: Eukaryota; Fungi; Ascomycota; Eurotiomycetes; Eurotiales; Aspergillaceae
Product: Transcriptional coactivator SAGA-type complex Ada1/Tada1
Exons: 10
Coding region: 1-4473 (1490 amino acids)
Cellular component (GO): SAGA-type complex
Source: RefSeq, a predicted model, not a curated record
AUGUCACCAUCUGGAGCUCCCAGUAGCUCCCGCCGCUUCUUGCGCCCAAAGCCCGUGGAGCUGCGCCAGGCAACCUUUGUCCUCCCAAAAACCGGUCAGCGCCUUAAGGGCCUCGUGAGCCUGCGCAAUCCCGCCGAGAGACUCGCAGUGCCCAACGAAAACAAUCAUGAAGAGCUACGCGGAUUGCUCUCCGGGCAAAUAGAGACACACCAUGAUGGAUUUCUGAAGAAGCUCUCCGCGCGGGCGCGAGAACUGUGGCUGGGAAUCUAUAAGUUUAUCACUUCCGAACAAGGCAUCGGAAUCUUGAAGUGCAGUUUGGCAUAUUUACUCGGAUCUAUGGCGACAUUUAUUCCGAUCAUUUCCUCCUUGCUUGGUUAUCAAGAUGGGAAACAUAUGGUGGCUACUGUGACGGUGUAUUUCCAUCCGGCGAGAACGAUAGGGAGCAUGUACCGAGCCUCGAUUUGCGCGCUGCUUGCGUUCUGCUACUCCGCCUUCGUGUCAAUCACAAGUAUGUUGGUCGAGAACCUCUUCCAGGAUACGCUGGAUAUGCCGAUACUUGGCCAUGCACUGGUCUUGAUCGUAUUCUGUGGUGGAGGACUCGGAUUCGUCGGGUGGACUAAACAGCGACUCGGCGAUCCACUGGUAAAUGUAGCCUGCUCACUCACGGCGCUGUCGACGAUCACUGUCUUGACCAAAGAAGGCGCGGUGCAGAAUGGUGAUCUUUCCCUUGAGAAGAUUUCACAGGUUUUGAAAAUGGUUAUUAUGGGUGUCGUCGUGGCUAUGGCGGUAUCAUUCUUGAUAGUUCCUAUCUCAGCACGAAAAAAGCUCCGCGCUAACCUGGUCACAACCACCGAUACACUGGCUACUAUGCUGGCUAUCAUGACAGAUGCUUUUUUAAGUGGAUCCGAAGAAGAAUUGACGGUGGAGGAGUAUCUUGAUGCUGAAACAAGGCACCGCAAGGCCUACUCCCAGCUUGAUAAAUUGGUCCGAGAAGCCAAGCUCGAGCAUUUUAUGGUUGGCACCGAGAGAGAAUAUCGGUUGGAGAAGAAGCUUGUUCGCUGGGUGCAAGAUAUUACCCAUAACAUGGGAGGAUUGCGCAGUGCUGCAGAACUUCAAUUCAGUCUAAUCCGAGAAACGAUUCAUCGAGAAUCUGGCUCAAGCGGACUCCCCACUCCAUAUGCAGACUACGUUGCAACCCUUGAGCGUUCGUGGUCCUUCCCUGACGGUUCGUUCCUGGAACCAAUAGAUGAACGUCCCGAGGCAGAACUAUCGCCAGGUGGAACCUAUCCUGCACAGCAAGGAAACUCGGAUGCUAAUGAUCCAACUCUUCUUCCUGCGGACGUGUUUACUAUCUUCAUUUCUCAUCUUGGUCCCUCUAUGCGGUCAUUGACAUUUACUAUGAAGGAAAUCUUUAACGAGAUACCAUUUGGCCCAGCCCCACACUAUAAGGUCUCAGUGAACAGUCGACUCCAUACCAGUUUGGAUCGUGCCCUUGCUCUCUACCGGGAGUCUCGACGAAAGACACUCAAAUCGCUCUACGAACAAACAGAAGCGAUGAAGAUGAAAAGCCCCGAUGCCGAAGCGGACCUAGAAGAAGUAUCAGCUAGUUGCGGCCAUUUCAGUUUCUCGCUUCUGGAGUUUGGAGAGCAACUCCAUGAGCUUCUAGCUAUCUUAGACGAGCUGCAGCUUGAAACCGAAGAGAGGCCCAAUGGUCGAUCUUGGUCAUGGAUGAAAUUUUGGAACGUGGGAGACAAAAAUUUUGAUGCAGAACCAUCCAGCGGUGCAGAGAGUUACCGACACCUCGAGAUCUCACGCAUUAAUGGAUCAGAUAACGGGCUAACGGCCGCAGUGAGGGGUCGUCUACGCCCGAACAGCGAAAGAUCCGUCAAGGAGAGAGUGGGUUACCGGCUGUGGAAGUCACUCGAAUGCUUCCGACGGGACGACACCAAAUAUGCGAUCAAGGUUGGCGCUGGUGCCGCUCUUUACGCGUUGCCCGCUUUUCUUCCGUCCACUCGACCUUUCUACCAGCACUGGAGAGGUGAGUGGGGCUUGCUGUCAUACAUGCUGGUUUGCUCUAUGACAAUCGGUGCUUCCAAUACGACCGGAUAUGCUCGUUUCCUCGGUACCUGUCUUGGGGCUGUAUGUGCGAUCCUGGCUUGGUAUAUCACCAGUGGUAAUGUCUUCGGCCUUGCGUUUUUCGGCUGGUUGAUGGCCACCUGGACAGCGUGGAUCACCAUUGUUCGAGGAAAUGGUCCCAUGGGACGGUUUAUCAUGCUCACCUACAAUCUCUCUGUCCUCUAUGCAUACUCGCUCUCACAAAAAGAUGCCGAUGGCGACGACGAAGGAGGCCAACACCCAAUAAUAACCGAGAUUGCCCUCCACAGAGUUGUUGCGGUGUUGUCCGGUUGCAUCUGGGGUAUCUUCAUCACCCGAUUCAUUUGGCCCAUCAGUGCUCGCAGCCGAUUGAAGGAUGGACUUAGCAUCCUCUGGCUUCGGCUGGGUCUUGUCUGGAAGCGUGACCCACUGUCUUCCAUGGCUAUCAAUGGCCGAUCCAUUGUAUAUAUGACUGCGAGGGAGAGACUUGAGCUUGAACGAUAUCUCACCCGCCUUGAAUCUCUUCUGGCUUCUGCACGCUCGGAGUUUGAGCUCAGGUGUGCUUUUGAUGACGUCCCCUACGCUGAUAUCAUUCGGCGUACCCGAAGCAUGGUAAAUGCAUUUCAUGCUAUGAACCUUGAACUGAUGAAAAGCGACAUGGCCACGGCGGGGGAGAUCUGUCUUCUUCAAUAUACGGCUGUUGAGCGGCAGCAGCUCUCUGCUCGCAUAAGCCACCUCCUUACAGUUAUGGCAUCGUCUAUGAAGCUUGAAUAUCCAUUGAGCGAUGUCUUACCCAGUAUCGAUCAUGCACGCGACAGGCUGCUUGCUCGCAUCUAUCGCUACCGCCAAGACCAUGAGGUUUCUCAGCUAACGACAGACGAAGACUGUGCCCUGCUGUAUGCAUACAUCUUGGUAACUGGCCAGUUGUCGAAAGAGAUCAUGGAAAUCAUCGCAGAUAUCGGGCAGUUAUUUGGAGUUCUGAGUGAAGAUGUAGUACAGCUAUCUGAUGAAUGCGUAGACCUUCUCCCUAAUUGCCGCCCUUCGGCCUCGCCUCGUCGCACUCCAGCGAGUCCUCCAGCCAUGCAGAUCGACCCGGCCGCCCUGAGUCGGUCUGACUCGGCGUCAAAUCCGGCUAAGAGUGCGACACCAAAUGUUUCAGCAGCAGUGAAAUCCUCCAGGGCUCUGAACUCCGUUCCGCGGCUCGACUUGGAGCAUGCCUACACGGAUCUAAAAGCCGCCAUCGGGGACCAGUGGGCCGAGUACAAGGAAUCGACGGCCCUUUUCUUACUAGCUACCUGUGCUGACCUCCUGGCCUCCUACCUUCUAGGCCAUUACAAUCAAAGUGAAUACGCGUCGCGAGUCGAUUAUAUUAUAUGCGCCGAUGCGAAAACCGAACAUUUACAUAAUAAUUUCGUCUGCGCGAUUCUUGGAAACCUCACGCGAGACCUCCCUGAUCAUGGCGUCGCGAACUGGGUUUCAGCCAAUGAUAAGCCUUCGAUGGUGUCGAAGCCGAUCUCGGGCGAUGCUGCGGAACAGAGAUUAAAGACGGAGGUUAUGCAGCUCCCUCCAAGAGAUCGACGACGUAUCAAGAGUAUUCCAGAGCGCGACCCCAACGAAGUCACACCCAGUGAACUUGAGGAAUACUACCUGGCAAAACAAAUCAAGCUUCCAAGUCAGGUUCCAGCAAGCGCUGGUGGAUUGAACAAGACCAACUGGGAAUUGGAAAUCCGGAAAAGAUAUGCGCAACCACUCGCUGCUGAGACUGGCGAAUUCCCCGAUGCCGAAUCUAUUUAUGCCCGUAUGGUCCCCAUGUGCUACGAAGAGUCCCUCCCCGGCGGUGCCGGCCUCCCAUGUGCAGAGUUCAUGGCAAUUGCGACGGAAACAUUCGUGAAAGAGGUCCUAUCUUCAGUUUUCUCUCGCACCCGAUCAAAUGGUCCGUCCGGUACAAGUAACGGAAUGAUGAUGCGCAAGUACCGACAGCAACUGGAACAGGAAGAGCUGGCGUUUACUCGUGGUGAAAUCGUCAAGGACACCGCUACCGGUUUACUUCCAGUUGAAGCUAAAGAAGCCGCCCUUCGCAGACCUCUCGGAGUUAGGGAUCUGCGGCUUACACUUGAGCUCAGCAGCGGGGUUCUUGGUCAUAUGCCGCUGAUUAUUGACCAGAUCAAGGGUGGGUACUUCGAAGACGAGCUUGAGACUGAGAAGCAAGAUCGAUUAGAGAAUGGUGUGGAUGAGUCCAUCGAGGUCAAGACUGCCGAUGAGGAUGAAAUGGACAUUGACGAUGUCGACGACUCAAUGUCGGACUGGGAAGGAGGCACUGCCGCAGAUCGAGGCCAGUUGGGCUCCCUGCUCGACGAGUGCUUGUCUAUGGCUGCAUGA